Messenger RNA from Physella acuta, 2377 nucleotides. RefSeq names its product dual specificity protein phosphatase 10. Gene Ontology annotation, molecular function: MAP kinase tyrosine/serine/threonine phosphatase activity; MAP kinase tyrosine phosphatase activity; protein tyrosine/threonine phosphatase activity. Gene Ontology annotation, cellular component: cytoplasm; cytosol. NCBI's taxonomy places the organism in Eukaryota, Metazoa, Mollusca, Gastropoda, Physidae. Gene Ontology annotation, biological process: negative regulation of MAPK cascade; peptidyl-tyrosine dephosphorylation. The record is from RefSeq and is a predicted model, not a curated record.
GCUGACACGGCCCGCUCAAAAAGCGAACAGGUGUUUUCACAUCAGCCGGAGUUUAGUCAUAUCCCAGUUUUAAUUCGACUGUGGUGUGUGUUCUCUAGGUCCUAUCUUGGACCAGUUGCAUAUACACGCUGUGUGAGUGAGGAUGUGUUCAUGUGAUCGUGUUCACUAAUCCGAUACCAGCUCGCCGCAACAGUGUAACAAAUAUUCUUGACAGUGGAUUAUUUUAACCCUGUUUUAGACAACAACAACACGUCAAUAUAUUUUUAAAAAUCGAACCAAGUUUGGACAACGUGUUGAAUUUUGGUAUUGUUCAUUAAAUUUUAAUUACUAAUAUUUUAAUUGUGACUUACAUUGCUUUAUUUUCAAGCUAAAAUUCUCAGAUUCAAGCUAGUGAAAUAUUGGAGACAUUUCUGUUUCACAUUUUCAAUUUGUGCGUGGAAACCAAUACUAUGAUGUUCGAAUCGUGAUGGAGGUCUCAAGCGAAUUUGACCGUGAGUUGAGUUCGGGUAGUGGCUACAGCGUGAUUCGCUCUUCGAACUGAUGCUUCCUGGAUUACCUUUCGGUAAUGGUUAUCCUGGUCGAACCGUCGUCGUGUGAUCGCCCCACGCGCCGUACUCACCCCAGAAACUCCAUCACCAGCAGCAUCACCAGCCUCAGCAACAUCACCAGCCUCAGCAACAUCGAGCCCAGGGACAACAAGCUGGCGAACAAACUCAACAGCCAAAUGCCCGAAGCAGGAGACGUCAGCGUCCUGGCCCCCACCCCACUUCACCACACCAACGCCAAACUCAGCACCUGGAACGCCCGCCGCCACCUCAAGCUCAACCUGAACCUCGCCCAGUGUCACCACACCGGCGGGGUGUCCUACAACGCCGCCAACCUGUCCGGCCGUGUCGUCACGUCCGGCAACACCGUCAACCGGCCGUCGCGGCUGAUUGUGGAAGAAACCCACAUGACCUCCAAGAAAUCUAAACUUGACUUUUGCACCCUGCCCUUCUCGACCCCGGCGUCGUCACUUCCGGGUAACCCUAACCACCUGCACAUCAACCUCCAGAACCAACAGCUGAACCGUGGGAGCUCCUCCCCGACCGGAAACUCCAUCCACCCGUCCGACGUCGUCCAUUACACCCAGACCUUCUCCUCGUCCUCCUCCUACUCCUACUCGUGCAGCACCAACUCCAACCCUCCGAGCAACAACUACCAGAAGUCUAACAACACGGCCACCUCCCCCACCACCGCGUUCAUCAACAACACCCGUAUGUCCCCCUUGUCCAGUCCGGUGGUCAACAGCUGUGGCUGCGGCAUCGUCUGUAGCGCCAUCUCGGCCUGCACCCCGCCCUCGCUCUCCAACUCGUCCCCGAAAGCCAAGUUAAAAUCCAUGACCCCCGAGCACCUGGCCGUGGCCGUCAACACCUCCAGACCUGUCCUCCUCAUCGACGUCCGUUCCUCCAACUCCUACCACCGCAACCACAUCCAGGGCGCCGUCAACCUCUGCUGCACCGACCGCUUCAACCGGCGGCGCAUCCAGAUGGGUAAAAGUUCUGUGUUUGACAUUCUGGGCAUGAAAGAGUCCACGGCCUCGCCCUCCACCAAGCGGAAGUCCUCGUGCUCGUCCAGCAUGGAUAUCGUGGUCUACGACGACCACACCUGCCUGCAGGAUUUUGCUGAGGCGUCACAGAGCCAGGACACCGCCCUCUGUACGGUGCUGACGUCACUGCUGAGGGACGGCAACGACGUCCAUCUGUUGGACGGCGGCUUCAAGAGCUUCAGCAUCGAGCAUGAGGCGCUGUGCCGCUCCAGCUGCCGCAGCAUGGAGAUCCACAAGCCGCUGCUCUACAGCCCCACCAACGGCGUCCAGGAGCCGGAGAUCGAAUCCGCCACAGCCUCACAAGUUUUGCCAUUCCUUUAUCUCGGGAACGAGCGUGACGCCAAAGACUUAUCACGACUGCGGAGCCUGAACAUCAGCUAUGUCCUGAACGUGACGUCACACGUGCCCCAGUAUUACGAUGAGCAAGGGAUUCGAUACAAGCGAAUACCGGCAUCUGACAACGCACAGCAGAACCUGAAACAGUAUUUUGAGGAGGCAAUCGAAUAUAUCGAUGACGCCCGACAGAACAACGCCAAGGUGUUGAUCCACUGCCACGCUGGUGUCUCGCGCUCCGCCACCAUCACCAUCGCAUACCUCCUCAAGCACACCCGCAUGGCCAUGGCCGACGCCUACAAGUUCGUCAAGGGUAAAAGGGCCAUCAUCUCGCCCAACUUCAACUUCAUGGGCCAACUACUGGAGUUCGAGCAGGAUCUCAACGACGGCGUCUCGCCCAGGAUCCUCCAGCCCAGGCUUCAGGGUAUCGAGAGCAGCGUCUGACCCCCCGGGGGG